AUAAAUUUUCUCAUAAAUAAUCCUUGUAUUAGUUAUGCGGAUUUCAAAAUUGUAAACCAAACACUUUGAGUAAUUUUAUACAUGAGUAAGUCACCUCCAAACUAGCUACAAACGACCCCUUAAUUGUUUCCAAAGAUUAUUUUUCUUAAAGACGACUUGAAAAAUAAUUCGACAUAAACAGGAGUCAGGGUAAAAACUCUUGCUCUUCCAUAAAGAAAGAAAAAGAAAGACAAAAAUUUCUGAAGAAAAGGUUUUUUUCUCCAUUAAUGGAUGCUCUACAGCUUGUCAACACACACGUCAAGCUCUUAGCCUUCGACUUCCUCAGUACUCUCAAACCAAUCCCUCACGAACCCACCUCUUUUUCUCGCAAAGGGAAGCGCCUAUCCCGCGCAGAGACAGUUGGUAUCAUCGUAAGCAGAGACUAUAAACCCAAUAGAUUUCUUAAAUUCGACAUUGACGAUGGCACUGGUUGCAUCCCUUGUGUCUUGUGGCUCAACCAGGAAACUUCGCGUCAUUUCUCUCGUCGUUGCCCAUCAACUGUUCGAUUAAUUUCCCAAAUGGCUGCUGAUUUUGCUUCUCAAGUUCAGCUUGGGCUAAUUGCUAGAGUUCGUGGAAGGAUUACUAGUUUUAGAGGGAACCUUCAGAUUACUGUUUCUGAUGUUGUUAUAGAGAGAGACCCUAAUUCCCAGAUUCUGCAUUGGUUAGAUUGUUUAAGGUUGGCUCGAAAUUGUUAUGACAAAGUUGUUGUUCCUCCUAAAGCCUGAGUGCUGAUUGAUCUUGAAAUAGAAGAUGUUAUGUAAAUUGUGCAGAUAUGCAAAAUGUUGAAACACAUGAAAUUCACUUAUCCAUAGAACCAUAUUGAGUUGCACAAAACUCCGGUUUGGUUGA
This is a messenger RNA of Lycium ferocissimum, 888 nucleotides long. RefSeq names its product CST complex subunit STN1. The coding region runs from base 267 to 764 and encodes 165 amino acids. Gene Ontology annotation, molecular function: nucleic acid binding. Gene Ontology annotation, biological process: DNA replication; double-strand break repair via homologous recombination; nucleotide-excision repair. NCBI's taxonomy places the organism in Eukaryota, Viridiplantae, Streptophyta, Magnoliopsida, Solanales, Solanaceae. The transcript has a single exon. Gene Ontology annotation, cellular component: DNA replication factor A complex; chromosome, telomeric region; site of double-strand break. The record is from RefSeq and is a predicted model, not a curated record.